AUGUUUUUAUUUGGUUUGAUAUUCUCAACAAGUCUUCUGUUUACUUUAAUAAAUGCCGAAAAUCACACUGAUGUCAACAAUGUUCAACAAUCAGUAAUCAAUAUUGCUGUUGCUGAACAUGAACCAAAUAAUAAUAUUCUUACUAAUGAUUCUCCUGACCAAUCCACGCAAACAACAACUGAAAAAAUCUUAAUCAGAGUUAUUCGUCUUAAUACAGAAGUUGAAAAGUCGAAAAUCAAUAAACGUGAACGUCGUCAAGUGUUAGAUGGUGAAGAAAUUUUGGGAAUGGCAAAAAAGGUGGCCAUUGUAGUGUUAGUUAUAGGUUCAUUAUGCAUGCUUUGUUGUCUUGUUACAACAAUAAUUAUUUGUGUUAAAUGCUGUUGUGGUGGUAAUAAUCGAAAACGAAAUCUAGCUCCAACUACUAUUCAAGUUCCACAACCUAUAUAUGUUCAUACAGGACCAUCUGGUUAUCAACCUCAAUAUUAUCAACAACAAGCUCCUCCUCAAUCAUGGAAUACUGUUAUGGUUCAAUCACCAGAAAGUCGUCCAAUGUUACCUCAACCAAGUGCACCACCACAACUAAAUGAUGAUAUUCACAUUGAACAUGUAUCACCACCAGCCUAUGAAAAACUUUAUACAAGCAAAUAA
Rotaria sp. Silwood1 is the source of this 648-nucleotide messenger RNA. NCBI's taxonomy places the organism in Eukaryota, Metazoa, Rotifera, Eurotatoria, Philodinida, Philodinidae. The record is from the annotation of a GenBank genome assembly.